Messenger RNA from Penicillium macrosclerotiorum, 1911 nucleotides. Its product is annotated as putative serine/threonine protein kinase (Nrc-2). Gene Ontology annotation, biological process: protein phosphorylation. The record is from RefSeq and is a predicted model, not a curated record. Bases 1 to 1911 code for a protein of 636 amino acids. Lineage: Eukaryota; Fungi; Ascomycota; Eurotiomycetes; Eurotiales; Aspergillaceae. Gene Ontology annotation, molecular function: protein serine/threonine kinase activity; ATP binding. The transcript is spliced from 4 exons. Gene Ontology annotation, cellular component: cytoplasm; plasma membrane; nucleus.
AUGACGCAGCUGUUUGCGUCCACUCCGUCGGCGAUGACAAAUAACGAAAAGCGAGGGAACUUCCCCGGGCUCUCGCUGCCAUCCCGAAAACACUCCAACGAGUCAGGCCACCUACCGACCAAGAUCAAGAAUUUCUUCCGCAUCAACAGCUCCAGUAGUCACUCGUCCACAGGCGGCAGCCCCGCGAGUCAUGACCGGGAGCGUGAGAAGGAAAUUCCCGUCAAGAACGAAAAGUCCGCCUUCCGCCAGUCUCGAUUCCUCCCUACCAUCGGUCGCAAUCGGUCAACGACAGUGGCCAGUGAGGGCAAUCCGCUAGAUGACGGCGUCUCGCCCACUGCCACUGCCAAUCCCUACUUUGCUCAUCAGGGGCAGCCCGCCCUACGACACCGGAAUGAUGGGUCCGUCCCUUCUUCCCCUCCCGAUACCCCCGAGUUGCAGGUCACCGGGGUCUCUGCUGUGGAGCAGGCUACCACCGCCAACAAGGAGGAACUGGCACGUAAGCUGCGCCGUGUGGCUUCCGCCCCGAAUGCUCAGGGGCUGUUUGCCAACGGCCAAGGCGACGACCGCCCCCAGACUGCUGAGAUGGGCAAGGAGCCUCUUGUCGAAGCCCCCGGGAUUGAUGCCUCAGUAGGCCUGCCCUCCUCCGGCAAUGAAAAGAACGCUGCCUUGGCUGUGCCUUCUCUUGGUGUCGAUAGCAGGAUAUCUGGUGCGAGUGAUUCCGGCUUCCGUCGUACCUACAGCUCAAAUUCGAUCAAGGUGCGCAAUGUCGAGGUUGGACCUGCUAGUUUCGAUAAGAUCAAAUUGAUUGGCAAGGGAGAUGUGGGCAAGGUAUAUUUGGUUCGUGAAAAAAAGUCUAGUCGUCUCUAUGCCAUGAAAGUCCUGAGCAAGAAGGAAAUGAUCAAGCGCAACAAGAUCAAGCGUGCCCUGGCUGAGCAGGAAAUCUUGGCCACUAGCAACCAUCCAUUCAUUGUCACUCUGUAUCAUAGCUUCCAGUCUGAGGAUUACUUGUACCUGUGCAUGGAAUACUGCAGUGGUGGGGAGUUCUUCAGGACCUUGCAAACUCGGCCAGGAAAAUGUAUCUCCGAGGAUGCGGCUCGAUUCUAUGCUGCCGAGGUCACUGCCGCCCUAGAGUACCUCCAUUUGAUGGGUUUUAUCUACCGCGAUCUUAAGCCAGAGAAUAUUCUCCUACAUCAAUCCGGUCAUAUCAUGCUUUCAGACUUCGAUUUAUCCAAGCAGUCUGGACCUGGCGGUGCCCCGACCAUGAUUCCUGGACGAAGUGGUGGCAACUCCACCACAGCUCUGCCUACAAUUGAUACCAAGUCAUGCAUUGCUGACUUCCGUACGAACUCUUUCGUGGGAACAGAGGAGUAUAUUGCGCCCGAGGUAAUCAAGGGAUGCGGCCACACCAGUGCCGUCGAUUGGUGGACUCUGGGUAUUCUGAUCUACGAGAUGCUGUACGGAACUACGCCCUUCAAGGGCAAGAACCGAAACGCCACCUUUGCUAGUAUUCUGCGGGACGAUGUCACGUUCCCUGAGCCUUCCGGUUCCCAGCAAACCUCAACGCUUUGCAAGUCAUUAAUCCGCAAACUGCUCAUCAAAGAUGAGACCAAGCGCCUCGGUGCUCGUGCUGGUGCCUCGGAUGUGAAGACCCACCCCUUCUUCCGGACAACUCAAUGGGCACUCAUUCGACACAUGAAACCUCCCAUGAUACCUCACCAAGGCCGUGCUGGCACCGACACUGUGAACUUCCGCAAUGUCAAGGAGAGCGCGAGCGUGGACAUUGGCGGGACAAAUCCGACCAAGAUGAAGGGAGUUCCCAUGGACUCGGGCCUAGCCACUCCAAAUGGCGAGUUGAACGAUCCCUUUGAAGAAUUCAACAGUGUCACCCUCCAUCACGAGGGAGACAUGUGA